Heterobasidion irregulare TC 32-1 is the source of this 1201-nucleotide messenger RNA. RefSeq lists its product as uncharacterized. Gene Ontology annotation, biological process: ribonucleoside monophosphate biosynthetic process; 5-phosphoribose 1-diphosphate biosynthetic process; purine nucleotide biosynthetic process. The record is from RefSeq and is a predicted model, not a curated record. The transcript has 6 exons. The coding region runs from base 82 to 1077 and encodes 331 amino acids. NCBI's taxonomy places the organism in Eukaryota, Fungi, Basidiomycota, Agaricomycetes, Russulales, Bondarzewiaceae. Gene Ontology annotation, molecular function: magnesium ion binding; ribose phosphate diphosphokinase activity. Gene Ontology annotation, cellular component: ribose phosphate diphosphokinase complex; cytoplasm.
CUUUUCUUACUCCUCCAUCUCCCCCAUAUUCUGAAUGAUAUAGUAUCCUCACAUAGACACAUCUACUGUAUUUUAUUCACCAUGCUCCACGGCAACUCGGUGAGGAUUCUUACGGGAAACAGUCAUCCCGAGCUCGCCCAAGCUGUGGCCGAGCGGCUCAAUGUACCCCUGACGCCCUGCGAGGUCAAAAAGUUCUCCAACGGCGAGGUCAACGUCAAGAUCUCCGAGUCCGUCCGAGACGAAGAUGUUUUCAUUAUCCAGUCGGCCUGUAGCGACGUCAACGACCACCUCAUGGAACUCCUCAUCCUCAUAUCUGCCUGCAAGGGAGCCUCUGCGCGGCGCAUCACCGCUGUCAUCCCCUGUUAUCCUUAUGCGAGGAUGGACAAGAAGGAACACUCUCGUGCUCCUAUCACAGCGAAGCUCGUGGCCAACAUGCUUGCGGUAGCCGGAUGCGAUCAUGUCAUCACCAUGGAUUUGCACGCCAGUCAGAUACAGGGUUUCUUCGAUUUCCCUGUUGACAACUUGUACUCGGAGCCGUUGAUGAUGGCAUAUAUCAAGCGGAAUAUAGAGGGUUGGAAGGAUGCCAUUAUUGUCAGUCCAGAUGCCGGCGGUGCGAAAAGGGUGACAGCUAUGGCGGACAAGCUCGGCCUCGAAUUUGCCUUAUUCCAUAGAAAGCGGGACGGUAAAUCGGAAGAUGCUCCAGAGAAGAUGGAACUUCUCGUCGGCGACGUGCAGGGAAAGGUUGCUAUCCUUGUGGAUGACAUGAUCGACACUGGGAACACGCUCACCUUGGCGGCUCGCUCCUUGAAGGAAAACGGUGCGAAGAGUGUGCAUGCUCUGGUCUCACACGGUGUUUUUUCCGAGACACGUAUGAGUGUCAUCGAAAACCUUCCUAUCGACACACUAGUCGUUACAAACACAGUUCCUCAGAAGGAGCACCAGCAUCUAUGUGCAAAACUACUCAUCAUCGACAUCAGUCCAACGAUCUCAGAAAGCAUUCGCCGGACCCACAAUGGCGAAUCCAUCAGCUUGCUGUUCGGCGAGUGGGCCGACGGGGGUGGGAUGAACGGGUUUUGAUUCUUCGACUGGAUAUCGAUAUGUGGGAAGCCCUUGGGCUCCGUUCCAACUACCCGAUCGCAUCGUAUUCUCGCGCGCGCAUUGUAUCAUUAAUUAUGGAGAAGACACAUUCAUAGACCAUGGC